Messenger RNA from Cucurbita maxima (winter squash), 1413 nucleotides. RefSeq names its product glycerophosphodiester phosphodiesterase GDPD1, chloroplastic-like. The record is from RefSeq and is a predicted model, not a curated record. Gene Ontology annotation, molecular function: phosphoric diester hydrolase activity. The coding region runs from base 130 to 1323 and encodes 397 amino acids. The transcript is spliced from 7 exons. Gene Ontology annotation, biological process: glycerophospholipid catabolic process. NCBI's taxonomy places the organism in Eukaryota, Viridiplantae, Streptophyta, Magnoliopsida, Cucurbitales, Cucurbitaceae.
UUCUCCAUAUCCAUCCGCCAUAGCCGAAAACUGCUGAAGCUUUUUGCUAGGGCUUUGUGCCUAAACCAUUCAGUCAUUUUCUCCUUCACCUCCUCCGCCGUGUUCUUCCUCUGUCUCUUUCUUUGGAUAAUGGCGCUUAAGGCUGUCCAUGUCUCUGACGUUCCUCACUUCGAUCAGGUGCCGGACAAUGCCUCUAUGGCCAUGUACGCAAACCGAUGCUCCAUAGGUGCGGAAUUGGGAUGGAAAGCUUUUAGAGCCUCGAAAUUCUUGGUGAUAGGGCAUAGAGGGAGCGGGAUGAAUGCGUUACAAUCUUCAGAUAGGAGAAUGAAGGCCAUUAAAGAGAAUUCGAUCUUGUCGUUUAAUGCUGCCGCUAAAUUCCCCAUUGAUUUCGUUGAAUUCGACGUUCAGGUGACAAGGGACUACUGCCCAGUUAUAUUUCACGACGACGUUAUUCUCUCUGUAGACAAAGGCACUGUUUUUGAGAAAAGAGUCACAGAGUUAUCCCUUUCAGAAUUCCUCAACUACGGCCCCCAACAAGAUCCUCAAACGGAGGGAAAUUGCUUGCUUAGAAAAACUAAAGAUGGGAAAAUUGUGAAUUGGAAUGUUGAAAUAGAUGAUAGACUUUGCACUCUGGAAGAAGCCUUUCAGAAGGUGGAAUCUUCUUUAGGUUUCAAUAUUGAGUUGAAGUUCGACGACCACAUUGUCUAUGAUCAGAGUUACCUCACCGGUGUUCUUCAGGCUAUAUUGCAUGUGGUCUUUAAGAAUGCCAAAGAGAGACCCAUCAUCUUCUCCAGCUUUCAACCAGAUGCAGCAUUGCUUGUCCGAAAGUUGCAGGCGACAUAUCCGGUGUUCUUCUUGACAAAUGGGGGAAACGAGUUGUAUCAUGACGUGAGGAGAAAUUCUUUAGAGGAAGCUUUGAAGGUUUGCUUGGAAGGUGGAUUACAGGGGAUAGUUUCAGAAGUGAAAGGGAUUUUUAGAAAUCCAGGGACUGUUAAGAAGAUCAGAGAGUCAGAAGUAUCCCUCUUGACCUACGGAACACUGAACAAUGUGGCAGAAGCGGUUUACAUGCAGCAUUUGAUGGGAGUUGAGGGAGUGAUAGUUGAUCUUGUGCAAGAAAUCACAGAGGCAAUGGCGGAGAUGAUAAAGCCACCGGCGAAGCCGAGGGCGGAGGCGACUGGGACGACUGGAGAAGAAGGGAAGGAAGAGGAAGAAGGAAAGGUUAAAGAAGAAGAAGAAGAAGAAGAAAUGGACAGAAAACCUCAGUUCUCAGAGAGGGAGCUUUCAUUUCUUAUGAAGCUCAUCCCUCAGCUCAUAGAUUUCUAACAUAAACAUUACAUGAUAACAAGCAGGUUUUGUUUAGGAAAAUAUUGAUCAGAAAUAUUGCCUCUCAGAAAUUUUUUACUUUCUCAACAA